CGGUCGCGCACAUAAAGUCGCGCUUAAAAAAAAUCGCUCAGUGCGCGCGUACUCUCUCUCCCUCUCUCUCGCUCUCAGUAGCUCGGUAGCUCUCUUCGGCUUCGUAUUCGCAAUGAAAAGCGUCUGCGUCUGCGUUCGCAUUGGUUCUUUAGAGGAGAGCGCAGUAACUGAAAAGCUGUCGUUAAGCUUAAGCAGAAAAGGUGUCAACGUCAACGCAAACAACAACAACAAUAAUAGCAACAGCAACGAACGCAAAGUUCAGCAGCGAAGUGCAUGUGAUAUUAUUAUAGAAUGUGCUACUUUAUUUUGACACUCAGCUGCUAAUUGCCAGCAAUAACAUUGUGUGCGACUAAAUCAUGUCAGCAGCAACAAAAACAAAAUACAAUAAUCGCAAAUAGCAAAUAAAUCGAAAAGCAAAGCGAUCUACAAAAAGCCAUAUAAAUAAACACUAGCACUGAAAGCUUCAAAUUAACGCUUUUUAACAUGGAUAUGGACAUUAAGGUGCCUAAACGCUCCGAAAUUGAACAAUUUCUAUUGGAUGUGCGUGCGCAUUUUCGAGAAUCGCUGACGACAUCGGAGUAUGAGAACACUUCGAAUCUGUUUCACGUCACCGCCGCCGAGCAAACACAGGCGCUUCUCGAGCGUUGCGAUCUGCUGCUGGCUGCAGCAGCAGCAACAACAGAUAGUGUUGGCCAAGUUGCAGUCAUUAAAUUGAAUGGCUGCAUCAAAAGCAACAACAGCAGCAGCAGCAGCGACUGCUUCGAUAGCAAAGUGGGCGCCGAGACCGGUUGCUAUCUGGAGAUGCUGUCCUCGUCAGCAGCGACAUCUUCGUCGUCGAGGAACUCGCUGUCCGCCUCGCGGGAGUAUAUCGAUCUGAGCAGCAAUCCAGCGCUGAAUGUUGAUAAAGCCCCGCAACAGCCAGAGCCAGUGGAGCUGCCCGAGUCCGAGCAGCAGCUCUAUGACAUUUGCCAGCAUCAAGCGGAGGAUGAGACGCAGCAGGUUUUCGCACACGAGCUGUUUAUCAAUUGCCCCUAUGCUGAUCUGCCGGCUGGUCAUUUGGCGCUGCAGCGUUCCACCAAAUACGGCCAGUUGCAGCGCAUCGAAAAGCGUUUGUUUUUCGAUCAGAGCAAGAAAUGCUAUUGCGGCAUACUGAACGAUUGGAUGCUCUGCUAUGCGGAUGGUCCCACCUCCUGUCGGCCGAGCAGCAGUCUCUAUCUGAAGAGCUCGGCAAUUGAGAUCGAGCACUUUGGCGAGGGUAAACGUCGUGAGAUUUGCUUUCAAAUCACCACCGCCGAUCCGGGCAAGAAGUUCGUGUAUCAGGCAAACAAUGAGGUCGAUGCCAAAGAGUGGAUCCAUGCCAUUGAGGCGGCCAUACGCGGCGAUGCCAUUGCGCAGGCAACGUUGAAAACGCUACGCAAACUGCCCACGCCGCCGACGGUGAGGAAGUGCAGCUAUUUGCCAACGCCAACAAAUUGCGAUAGCAUCUACGAGGAGCCCUCACCCAUCUACAACUUUGGGGAGGCUGUGACGCCACCACGCCUGCCCGACAAAGCCAACAGUCCGAGUGCGCUGGCCAGACGUUUCGAAUAUGAUAUACCAAAGUGUCCACCACAGCCGCUAUCCGCCGAGGAUGAGCCCAGCCCUGGCGAUGUGGAAACUGCUGAGCUGCUCAAUGGUGUUGGUAGUAGUGGUGGUGGUGCUGCUGCUGCUACUAUUGUUGAGCUGAAGCCACAGCCGCAAGCAUCCAGUUUGCACGGCCACCUAACGCUUGACUUUCAGGCCAAAGUGAAGACGGUGCACAGUGAGCUCUCUAGUCAGCUGACGAGUCCGGAGCGCCUGAAGAAGGCCGUGAAGAAGAGCUACUCGUGCGGCAACAGUGAACCGGAAAUGCUCUCACUUACCAAUUCGCCGCCAGCUCCAGCCACACUCAAAGAGCAGAAGAAACAGCGCAAAUCGCAAACACCGCAAACGAGUCCACAGAAGACGCCCAGCAAAGAUUGUGAUAAGCUGGCACGCAAUUGGUUUCUCAGUCGCCUCAACAAAUCCAGCACCGGUCAGAGCACACGUUCAACUGGCAGCGGCAGCGGCAGCGGGACCAGCAGCAGCAUUAGCGGCAACAGCAGCAUUAUUAGCAGCGGCAAUGCGACAGGCACGCCAACCAAUGCAAAGUGCAAACAGAGCGAAAAAGAGAAUCUGCUCAAUGGACUCGAUCUCUGCGAUGGCAACUACGAUCCGACGCUGAACGAACAACAGCCGAGCAGUAAUCCCACAUCGCCGUGCCUGAAGGGUGGCGACUCCAACAAGAGCAAAGUGAACAUGAUUAUCAAUCAGUUUGAGAGCAGCGGCCAUCUAUCCACCAUGUUCAGCGUGGAGGCAUUGGCCGCCAAUGCACUCGCCUCGCUCACCUCCUUCUGUGAGAGCGACAAUUGCAACAACUAUGAGCCCAUCAUGCCACUUGCAACUCCGCCGACCAGCUUUCUCAAAAAGGUGUAGAGCUGCUAUUUCUCUCUCUCUCUCUCUCUGUCUCUCCCACUAUCUCACUAUCUCUAUUUAACCUAUAUACCUAUACAUAUAUGCAUAGUUUUUAGGCUAGUGACAAAUUCGCACACACAUUUUUUUCAUGUUUAUCCUCAACAUUGACAUAAAAUUUUUAAUA
Messenger RNA from Drosophila grimshawi, 2656 nucleotides. RefSeq lists its product as uncharacterized. The transcript is spliced from 5 exons. The record is from RefSeq and is a predicted model, not a curated record. Bases 484 to 2493 code for a protein of 669 amino acids. NCBI's taxonomy places the organism in Eukaryota, Metazoa, Arthropoda, Insecta, Diptera, Drosophilidae.